AUGCUAAAAUACUCCAAGUUCAGGAGAGACUUCCUCACUCACAAAACAAAGAUUGAAUCCAUUCAACAAGUCACCCUAAGUGAAGAAUGCUCGGUGACACUCCUCAACAAGCUCCCCCAGAAGAAGAUUGAUCCCGGAAGCUUCACCAUUCCUUGUUCCAUUGGUGGAUCACUAAUAAGCAAUGCAAUAGCCGACUUGGGGGCUAGCAUUAAUCUAAUGUCGGCCUCUAUGUUCAACCGACUGUUGUUAGGUAAUCCGCAUCCUACAAGGAUGAGCGUACAACUUGCGGAUAGAUCGGUAAAGUACACUCAAGGUGUCAUAGAGAAUCUAUUGGUAAAGGUUGGAGAAUUAGUUUUUUCGGCCGACUUUGUUAUCUUAGACAUUGAAGAAGACACCGAAAUCCCACUCAUAUUAGGAAGACCCUUCCUUGCCACCGCACGGGCUAUGGUGGAUAUGAGAAACGAGAAAUUAACAUUGAGGGUUGGUGAAAAGGAGAUCAAGUUCGAAGUGGGACAACGAGCGGAGGAUGAUCCAGUCAAAUACCUCAAAGCGAUUGACUCAAGCACUCGGAUAACAUUUGACCGACUUUGA
This is a messenger RNA of Helianthus annuus (common sunflower), 591 nucleotides long. RefSeq lists its product as uncharacterized. The transcript has a single exon. The coding region runs from base 1 to 591 and encodes 196 amino acids. Lineage: Eukaryota; Viridiplantae; Streptophyta; Magnoliopsida; Asterales; Asteraceae. The record is from RefSeq and is a predicted model, not a curated record.